CACAAUUUUACGUUUUAGCUUGCUUGCCAGCUAGCUAUCCAAAUGUAUAUGUAAAAUGUGUAUUGUCUGAAUAAGGUUGGAAAGAUAUGAAUAAAGGGAAGUGUCUAAUAUGAUGUAACGUUAACGUUGUUCCGCGACAAACUUCGGAUAAAUAUUUUUUUUAAGCGCUGACCACUGGCACGGACACGCGGGAAGAACGCGCGGAAACAGGACAUGACAUGACAGGAGGAUUGUUUGCUACAAGAGACAUCUACCAGUUAGCUAGCAAGUAGCACGCAAACAUUUUAUUUCCAGUCAACAUACUUGGAUUAGUUGGUUGAGACAAUCCUAUCCCUCAAUAAUGGAGGAAUACAAGGAGAAUAUUCAAGACAAGGGUGACAAUGUGAAAUUGUCUUCUAAACCCGAGGAAGAUGACAAGUCUUGCAACAAGGUGUGUAGUAACAUUGGUGAACCUGUCCCUCAAGUAUCUUCUACUCGUGGCGAGUUCAGUGAUCCUGUUUACAAAGAGAUUGCUCUUGCAAAUGGACAGAUCAACCGCAUGAACAAGGAUGAGCUUCGGUCUAAACUGGCAGAGUGUAAGCUUGACACAAGAGGUGUGAAGGAUGUGAUGAAGAAGCGGUUGAAGAACUACUACAAGAAGCAGAAGCUGUCUUUGAUGCAGUCUGUGACAGAGGGUGGACCAACUGAUGCCUACUACGACUUCAUCUGUGUGGUGGACUUUGAGGCAACGUGUGAACAGGACAACCCCCUUGACUUCACGCAUGAAAUCAUUGAGUUCCCAAUGGUCCUGUUCAACACCCACACUUUAGACAUUGAGGACAGCUUUCAGGAAUAUGUCAGGCCAGAAGUCAACACACAGCUGUCAGAGUUCUGCAUAAAGUUGACAGGGAUAACACAGAAAAUGGUGGAUGAAGCAGACACAUUCCCCAAUGUUCUUAAGCGGGUGGUGCUUUGGCUUCAGGAGAAAGAGCUUGGCACAAAAUACAAAUAUGCCAUUCUUACAGAUGGAUCUUGGGACAUGAGCAAGUUCAUGAACACCCAGUGCCGUUUAAGUCGGCUCAGAUAUCCACAGUUUGCAAAGAAGUGGAUCAACAUCAAGAAAUUCUACGGAAACUUCUAUAAGGUCCCUCGUACCCAGACCAAGCUGAGCAGCAUGCUAGAGAAGCUGGGACUUCAAUACGAGGGCCGCCCUCACUCUGGCCUGGAUGACUCGCGCAACAUUGCUCGCAUUGCGCUGCGCAUGCUGCAGGACGGCUGCCAACUGCGCAUCAACGAGCGCAUGCACGAAGGACAGCUGCGGACUGUGCCCAGCUCUGCCCCCGUGGAAGGAGCCCCACCCCCACAUACUCCUCGCAGCAGAGACUAGCCCCCCACCUCGACUUCAGCUCCACAUCCCCUGGCUCUGACUUCCACAUUGGGGCCUUCAAGCAGGCAUCCCGUGUCUGUUUUACUCCCAUGACUUGAAAAUAAUACAUAGCAUUUUUCCCACUCAAUCUGAGUCUACUUUUUGUCCCAAAUUGUGGGACUCUGGAUAGUUUUUUAAUUUUAUUAGUAGUGCCACUUACCACAAUAAAAAUGUUGUUUCU
This is a messenger RNA of Salvelinus namaycush (lake trout), 1586 nucleotides long. RefSeq names its product 3'-5' exoribonuclease 1-like. The coding region runs from base 341 to 1366 and encodes 341 amino acids. Gene Ontology annotation, molecular function: 3'-5'-RNA exonuclease activity; nucleic acid binding. Gene Ontology annotation, cellular component: cytoplasm; nucleolus. The transcript is spliced from 7 exons. The record is from RefSeq and is a predicted model, not a curated record. Lineage: Eukaryota; Metazoa; Chordata; Actinopteri; Salmoniformes; Salmonidae. Gene Ontology annotation, biological process: exonucleolytic trimming to generate mature 3'-end of 5.8S rRNA from tricistronic rRNA transcript (SSU-rRNA, 5.8S rRNA, LSU-rRNA).